Molecule: messenger RNA, 552 nt
Organism: Monoraphidium neglectum
Lineage: Eukaryota; Viridiplantae; Chlorophyta; Chlorophyceae; Sphaeropleales; Selenastraceae
Exons: 1
Source: RefSeq, a predicted model, not a curated record
GGCGCCGCCGGGGCUGUCGACAGCGCAGGCGCGGCCCAGAUUGGCGGCGCCGCGGUCAGUAGCAUGCUCGCAGACGCACGAACGGCCCUCGAGCGCGCGCUUGCAUGGCUGUCUGGCGGCCCCGGCGCCGACGACGCAAGUAGGGUGCCGCCGGCGGGCGCGGGCGGCGCCGCGGAGGGCCUGGUGGCGCAGCUGGACUCUCUACUGUCGGCGGACCCAGGGGGCCGCAUGGCGGACGGCUGGGCCCGCGGGGCGCGCGCGCUGCUUGCGCUCGAGGCCGGCGGUGCGGAGCCGCGCGGCGCCGUCGCCGGCGGCGGUCUGGGCGGUGGAGAGGACGCGAGCGCAGCGGCGGCGGGAGCGGCAGUAGAACUGGGGUGCCACGAGGCGUCAUACCCAAGCGACCUGAGCCGAGCCCUGGAGGCCCUCACGCAGCGGCUACUGCAUCCCGAGUGCAUGCAGCAGGCGGUCUCGGACUUCCGCCGCUCGAGCCGGGCGCGGUUGUCCGCGCGGCGGGCGCUGAGGCGCGCCGCCCUCGCCCUGCAUGGCGCUUGA